GGAGGAGAGCAUGUGGUAUCACUGGGCUGUGAUAGCCAGGCUCUGGUUAGUCUGGUUUCACCUCUUUUGUCUGCCACUGUUUCCUAACUUGGAAAUCGUGCUCUCUGUGUAUCUCAGACAACCUGCAAAGUGGGAUCCGACCUGGGGAAGGUCAGACAGAGCUGGGAGCACGAAACGUUUUCCAAACUCCCUUGCUAAAGCCACUAAGAACAAUGGUUUUCCAAGCCGUGGGCAAGCUGUUGGGCUACAGGAAACACAGUAAGUCCAUAAAGAAAGACAGUCCUGCUAAAAAGACAUCAGGAGAAAGUGAGAAGCUCUAUUUGGAACCUCGUUACACGGCUGCUCGUAUAGUGGACGCGGAUAUCCUAAUGCUGGUGGCGUUGCCUAAAGGACUUAACGUAGACGAAUGGUUGGCAAGCAAUGCCUCUGCCUUCUAUAACCAUGUCAGCUUGUUGUACGGAUCUAUCUCUGAAUUCUGCACCAUCACCUCUUGUCCCUCCAUGAAAGCUUGGGCAACACAAAUUCAGUGGACAGAUGAGAAGGGCCGGAAGAGGAAGUGUACGGCACCACAAUACGCAGACUAUGCUGCCAGCAUCAUCCAGAAACUCCUGACAGAUGAAAAUCUGGUCCCCACCAAGCAUAGUAAAGAAUUUCCAAAAACUUUUAAGCCAGCCAUACAGAAGACGUUUCGCCUACUUUUUCACCUCCUCGGUCACAUAUACACGUGUCACUUUAAAACCGUGGUAAACCUCGAACUGCACCCGCACCUGAACACCUUGUAUCUGCACCUUUUGCUUUUCUGCGCUGAAUUUCACCUCCUUGAUUCCAAGGAAAUGGCCUUAAGCGAAGAUCUGACCACCGCGCUUAUCCAGUCCAGCCCUUCACCUAAGACUUCAGGCGCUCAGUCUAGGAAUACCUGAGUCAGUGCGGAGAACAAACUUUGAAAUGAAUUUACUGCCACAGAGAAAAGAAUGCUUUACUUUAUGUAUACAGCAAAAAAAUAAUAUUCAUGCAUUUUUAUAUUCUGUCUCCUUUUGCGCGGAGUCUUACGCACAGAAUACCCUUGUUACAAAGAGCUACGUGAAGAUACAUGGAUCUGGGUGGAUUUCUGAAUUCUAUGCAGUUAUUGGCCAAGCAUGGUCUAUUAUGGAUUAUCUAAGAAAUCAUAUGCAUAACUCAUCUGGAAUGAGUGUAUAAUUAUUUAAAAUAAGAGCAACCACUUCUAGUGAAAAAUAAGUGGUGUACGGCCAACAGGCACAAGACCGUAGAAGACCUUGCCACUAGUUAAAGGCACAUCUUCUCAAAGGCACAAAUUGGCAGCAUAGCGGUGGCACCCAAACCUCGGGACUAACAUUCUGUUCAAAUGCACAGAUUGCACACCCAAAGUGCCGGCUCUGAUCAGAUUUGUUUAUAUUUUACAAACUCAAAGUUUUUUUUUUUUUAUGUUACUUAACUAAAACUUUUUUAGUUUUUUUUUUUAUUAUUAUUAAUAUAUAUAUUUUGUAGCUUGUAGCAUAUUGUGGACUUUACACUGGGAAACUAACACAGAUGCUUAAUUAAAAUAUCAGCAA
Pelobates fuscus (common spadefoot toad) is the source of this 1571-nucleotide messenger RNA. Its product is annotated as MOB kinase activator 2-like. Gene Ontology annotation, biological process: signal transduction; positive regulation of protein phosphorylation. The record is from RefSeq and is a predicted model, not a curated record. Gene Ontology annotation, molecular function: protein kinase activator activity. The coding region runs from base 213 to 920 and encodes 235 amino acids. Gene Ontology annotation, cellular component: cytoplasm; nucleus. Lineage: Eukaryota; Metazoa; Chordata; Amphibia; Anura; Pelobatidae. The transcript has 6 exons.